CAUUGUGUCUUAGCCUUCCUUGAGAAUGGUGGGAAUCAUUCACUAAAGGGCCAUUCAAACAAAUAUGAUGUCCCUUAACCUUUUCCUAAUUCAAUAAGGAUUGAACAACUACAAGCUGCUAGAUGAUUUGCCGCAAACAACAAUACAUCGUAGUAAGUCAAGACAUGUUUCCACAGCAAGGAAACUAGCAGGAUGAAAUCACACAUUCUCUCUGAAGUUAUUCCUUAUCUUCUCACAAAAUUUACUUUGCGUCUGCACUUUAAGUCUUUGUUCUUCUCAGAAUUGUUGAAGACAGACUAGUGCUAGGAAUAUAAAUGAACUUUAAUAAAUACUAUGGGAUUGUUAAAAUUGGUGAUUCUGCUUCUAGAGAAUCUUGGCAAUAUCCUUUUCUCUCUCAACACACACAAUGUGUAGAACAGAAGUUGUGGAUAGCAAUGAGUAUGAGUGGUAGAUUGAUGCAAACAGAGACAAUGUCUAUUAAUGGGAUUGGUAUCCACUACUGAGUUACUGCUCAUGGACUAGGAGAAACUAUGAAAGCAUUGACGAGGUGGAUGUCAAGCGUACCCCUGGAUACAUGAAGAGCAUCUGUAAUUGACUAGCUGUUCUAAUCUAUUGAUUUGUGGUUGUUUGGAAUCUCUGCAAUUGAAAUUCUAAGAGGAAUUAAAGAGGGUUCCUCUGUAUCUUAAUUCCCCUGCUUAACAAUAGCCAACCAUACUAUCUCCUCUUCCUUUUCUCAGUGAUUUUGAGGUGUCUCCAAAAGAAUGGUGGAAUUGUUGGAGUUGGAGCGGGAUUAACCCAAGACAAAGGGUUUCCUUCUACCCUUUUGUACUAAAUAUUCUGACACAAUUGGCCACAAAUAGUGUCAGACAUUAUCUCCAAUUUUCCACUUAGAAAUUGAUUUGACAAGCUUUUUCUUUCUUCUUGCUUUUCCUGUCUUUUCUCAUUUUCUUCCUUGUUUGAUGCAGACAUUUGCUCUUCUUUUUCCUUUUUCAGAUGAAGGCUGCAAAUUGUGACAUAUUUCUUGAGUGAUGAAAUAGACUGAGGAAAUUGCAUGUACACUUCAAAGGAGCCAGAGAGCCGUAGGGAUUGGAUAGAAAGCAUGUCAAUUUUGCUUAUAUUAUUCUCUACGUUGGCCUUAUGAGGUAGCUUGUUUGGUCUUCAAAGCUUACCAAAUCACCAACAAUGAGAUUGUUGAUGCAUGUGCCUCUGCAUCUAGAAAUUCUUGGUAAUUCUUGUCUUUUUCUAAUUCCAUGGACCCAUAUUGAUGUUCCUUUAUUGGAAUGAUGAAACUUUGGUUUCUUUUUCUAAUAGAAAUUAUCAGAUUGU
Molecule: messenger RNA, 1326 nt
Organism: Rubroshorea leprosula
Lineage: Eukaryota; Viridiplantae; Streptophyta; Magnoliopsida; Malvales; Dipterocarpaceae
Source: the annotation of a GenBank genome assembly